Messenger RNA from Canariomyces notabilis, 1040 nucleotides. RefSeq lists its product as uncharacterized. The record is from RefSeq and is a predicted model, not a curated record. Lineage: Eukaryota; Fungi; Ascomycota; Sordariomycetes; Sordariales; Chaetomiaceae. The transcript has a single exon. Bases 496 to 1008 code for a protein of 170 amino acids.
AGACAUCAUUCCUCGCCGUACAUUCGACAAAUGCCAGAAAACUGGAAGCAUCGCGACUCGAUAAUCGUACCCUUACCCAAGGUAGUAAUGUUUCGAGCACUUCGAGAAGUCGGUCGCGCAGUCCGCAACACAGUUGCAGAAGGAAUACAUCAGUACGAGCAGCAGCAGCAGCAGCACCAGCGUCAACAAUACAACACCUUUCCACAGGGAGGCUACUACAAUAAUACAACCCUUGUUCCAUACCGUGGGCAAAUCCCCCAACCUCCCCCGUCGUCAUGGCCGCUCCUUAUUGAACCCGACAAGACUACGCCAACCUUCCUGUUCUCCCGUUUGCUUGACGCCAUCUUCGCCCUUGCGCAAUCUGCCGACACCAAUACGGCAUCCCAGGAGCUCCUAACCCCCACCCGCCUAGCCGCAGUCUAUGACGAACUCGGUUACCCACCGGAGGACAACUUAGCCUUUCUCCUCUUCCGCGACGCGUAGAACACGGGAGACAUGGCAAGACUCAACGAGGGAAUCCAAAUGGCCUGGCGAAUCUUCGGACUGGAGUAUACCACCACGACGCAAAACACGCCCGGCUUGACGAGGAAGGGAUUCCGGGACCUGAUGGUGCGCAACGCCAUAAUGUACCCGCCCGGUCAAGCUCGCGCGUACGACAUGCUGCUGGCCAAGCACAGGGCCCGGCUUGUUGCGCUCGGGGCGAUGCUUCCGGCCGGGGAGAUCGCAAUGGAGUGCUUCAUGCCUGCUGGGAUCCCCGCGACGGGGGACGGGGAGACACAGAGGGUUUAUAGGGAGCAGCAGGCGAACUGGGUGUGGGAGUAUAAAGCGCGGUUUACGAUCGCUCAUAUGGGGUGUUUGGCAGGAGGGGCCAGGGAGCCCGCCGGAGGUUGGGGGUUGGCUAUGCAACUGGAGAAUUUCAAGCAUAACAUGACUAUGGAUGCCCUGGGCCCGGGUUAUAGAGAGCCUAAUGGAUCGGUGGGUAUACCAUUCACUAUACGGGUGGACUAAGUUGGUAGCCUUCGUUGCAGCAGAUAUGAGAG